Messenger RNA from Jatropha curcas, 1129 nucleotides. Lineage: Eukaryota; Viridiplantae; Streptophyta; Magnoliopsida; Malpighiales; Euphorbiaceae. The record is from RefSeq and is a predicted model, not a curated record.
GUUUUUCCUAGAAAAUUUGUAAGAAAAUAUGGAAAUAACUUGCCAAGUUCUAUAGUCCUUACGGUUCCUAGCUGUGCAAAAUGGCAAGUAGAGCUGAUCAAGAGUGAUGGUGAGAUUUGGUUACAAAAUGGGUGGCAAGAAUUUGUGGAGUAUUAUGCCCUUACGGUUGGGUCCUUGCUAGUUUUUGAGUAUGAUGAGAGAAAUUGUCGUUUCAAUGUGAUCAUAUUUGAUAAAAGUGCUUUAGAAAUUAACUAUCCAUACACUGUCAAUGUCGAGAAUGAGGGGAAGGGGACUAAUAAUCCAGAAGAAGCUAAAUAUGAUGUCUCCUAUGAAAGCUUGGAUGAAGUCUUGCCAAGCCGGAAAAUAAUGGAGGAAUCACCAUCUCCAUUGCCUAAUCCUCAUAAGAAUAUGAAGCUAGAGAAUCUCACAUUGCCUGAGACUUGUAAAAAGAUGAAAUUAGAGAACCCCACGAGGAAAAAUGAAGCAAAGAGAGGCAGUUGUGGUGAAAAACAAAAGUUCAUUUGGAGGACGCAACCAUUGACAAAAAAUUACAAGGCUAAUGCGCUUCAUAGAGCAAGAACUGCUUUCAAAUCUAAAAAUCCAUUUUUCAUGGUUGUAAUGCAGCCAUCAUAUGUUCAUGCAGGGAAUAAAAUGUGGAUCCCAGAAAGGUUCGCGAGGAGAUAUUUGAAGAUCAAGCGGGGUGAUGUCAUUCUAAUUGUUAUGGGUGGAAGGACUUGGUCUAUCAUUUACCAUUGCAACAACAAAACAAAACUAAAUCCGAGAUUAUGUGCAAAGAUGCAAGCGGCUCCCAUCACUCGGUGAGGAGAGAAAAAUUGAAACAUGAGGAAGAAGAGAGUAGAUGCAAACAAACUAAAAAAGCCUUCCAUUGAAGAUGAAAACAGAUUCAUGCACCACCCCCGCCGCUGCCGCCAUCUGAUUCCUUGCCUUCAGAGGCUGCAAUAUCCAUGUGAGGUGGAGAAACUGAAAUAGGCACUUUCUUUGUUUAUUCUUGAGGAAUUAACACUUGAGUUUAAUUAUUUUCUAUGUUCUGCUUCAGAUAUUCCGUUGCGGAUCAUAUCUGUACACAUUCACCACCUAAGGUUAUAUGAACAAUCAAUUAUAACCGGAA